CCCUCCCCCCGACGCCGCCCGAGAGCGGGACGCGGCGGCGAUGGUGACUGGGCAGCGGCGCGGGGCCGGGUCCUGGGCAGGGAGCCUCGGCGGCCUCUUUCUUUCUCUGCCCCCGCCCCUCUUUCCCCUUCCUGCGUGCUAGCCCCGGCAGCGGCCGAGGUCGGCGCUCUCUCCUCGCCUCCUCUUCCUCCUCCUCCUCCUCCCCUGCCCGGGGACCCUCUCCCCUCCCUCAAUCGCCCCCUCCUCUCGCCGCCUCCUCUCCUCUCCCCACCCCUCCCUCCUCCUCCUUCCCCGAGUGGCCGGCCGGGCCAGAGAAAGAGAGACCGAGAGAGAGAGAGACAGAGGUGGCUGCGAGGAGGCGUAACGGUAAACUGGGAAGCAGACUCUUGAGUUCACAGCUGGCCUGUGGUUUUGCACCUCAUCAAGGAGCUCCUCCUCGUACAGGUGGCAUUUUUCUGAAGUUGUUCAUUGAGACGUCCCAGCAUUCCUGCAGAUAUAAUAGGUUCUCUACCGUACUCCGUGCCUUCAGUUGCUGCCCAGAGGCCGGACCUCCCCAGACCAAACCUCUUCUCCAGUCUGCAGACCCGUGUAGCCGUCUGCCUGUUGGGGGUUUCCGCCCGGUGUCCCACUGGCACAUGUAAUGCAGCGUGCCCUCCAGUGAACCUGUCCCCUUUCCCUGGCUGGCCCUGUGGCCUGGAUUCUAUCUGCUGGUGAGGCUUGCGGCCGCGCGGAGCUGCGACAUGGCAGCAUGACAGCCCCGGAGAGCGCUGCCCCACGACGCCGCCGGGACGAGGGAGCCCCCGAGCAGCGGCCACUGCCGGCCCGGAGCGCCUGAGCCUCCUUCCCGCGCCUUCCCCACCGCCCGCCGGGCUCGCCUGUACAGUUCACCCCGUGGCCUCCCGACUCCUGACGCCUCGAACAUCAAUAUGUGUCAUGUCAUUGUCACCUGUCGCUCGAUGCUCUGGACCCUCCUGAGUAUUGUGGUGGCGUUUGCCGAGCUCAUUGCCUUCAUGAGCGCAGACUGGCUGAUUGGAAAAGCCAAGCCCCGCGGCAGCGCCGAGCCCGGCGAGCAGGGCGGAGGCUCCCCAGAGCCCCACCACCCCACGCUGGGCAUCUACGCCCGCUGCAUCCGGAACCCCGGCGUGCAGCACUUCCAGCGGGAGACGCUGUGCGGGCCCUACGCCGAGACCUUCGGAGAGAUCGCCAGCGGCUUCUGGCAGGCCACCGCUAUUUUCUUAGCCGUGGGCAUCUUCAUUCUCUGCAUGGUGGCCCUGGUGUCUGUCUUCACCAUGUGUGUGCAGAGCAUCAUGAAGAAAAGUAUUUUCAACGUCUGCGGGCUGCUGCAAGGAAUUGCAGGCCUCUUCCUUAUCCUGGGUUUGAUACUCUACCCUGCUGGCUGGGGCUGCCAGAAGGCCAUAGGCUACUGCGGACACUACGCGUCGGCCUACAAACCCGGAGACUGCUCGUUGGGCUGGGCCUUCUAUACCGCCAUCGGGGGCACGGUCCUCACUUUCAUCUGUGCCGUCUUCUCCGCACAAGCAGAAAUUGCCACCUCCAGUGACAAAGUACAAGAAGAAAUUGAAGAGGGGAAAAACCUUAUCUGCCUCCUUUAGUUUGGAAGAGACAUCAGUGCCAUUUUCUUGCUCGUGUAACCUUGUGAAACACUUCACUUCUGGUUCUGUCGUUUGAAUCAAGUGAAGAACUAGCCUUUACCUACCAAAGCCACGUUCCACAGCCCUGAGCCUUGCCAGGACCAAUGACAGGCGACACCCAGCUGCACAAAGUGACUGCACAGGAGGGCCACAGUGCAAACUGUUAAGAGAUGGAACAUGAAAAUAGUACAUAAACCCUGACAUGCAGUUAAGUUCUGUCAGACUCCAUCUCCCCCCAAGGCUCAAUGAAGGAUGAUGAUCUAAACCAUUAAAGCAGCAGUUUCUCUGGUAACAGAAGAGACCAUUGGCCAGAUUUGCAGGCUGUUUAGAGACGUUUCUGCACAGGUUGCAUGCCUGUGAGCAUCUCUGCCUCAGAGUGAGGUUUGGGGGUUGGUGCUUUUGUUUCCUCCUAGUUCUUUCAAACUGUCUCAGUUGGAGACUACAAUGAAGACUGCACACCCACCGGGGAGAGGAUGUGUGCUAAAGGGCCGAGCAAGACACUGUCUGUCUGUUGCUUAGCUGACCCGAGGGGUCAGCAGGGACAGUGUGGAAUUCUGUGGUGGGACUUAUUCUAGGCUGAAUUCCAGAGUCAGGUGGAUCAAUUGAUCUGUCACUCCAAGAGUUGAGUAAAGGAAGAAUAAGGACCUGUCCAAUCAUGAGAAUGAAAGUACAAAAUCCUGCUAGUGGAGACAAAUUCAUUCCACUCCCCAGCAGCCAGGCUAGCACCAGUACUGGCCUCGUCUCCUCUUCCACCGGAGAUCACGUGUUGUUCUUCUAGGGCUAGGACUGUGCUUUGACUGCCAAAGGAAACCUCACUCUGUUUCCUGAUUCCAGGGACAGAGGUCUCCGAGCCAGCUGUGGCUCAUUCAUCUGGUGACUGGGAGAGCUUACCAGAAUCUCAGCGCUUGCAGGGAGACCUUUUCCCACUGUGUGGUAACCAUGCUGUAUUCAGCUGUAUUCCCACCCCCAGUAGCAGCAGGAUGGCAUUCUGUGCAGAAAAAGGAGCUAGAGACGGGAGUUAAGUUCUUCUAGUUACUGGUGUUGGUCCUGAAAGCAGACUGAAAUAACAUUAAAUUGCUCUAACUGGUGAGUUGCAUCAAAGGCUUCAUUCUCAGGAAAGCACAGAGUAGACAGAAAGUUAAUGCAAAAUGAGAGCUAGACCAAGCUCAUAGCACCUGCCUAUACCUGUUUACAAAAUGAAUGAAACACCACUAUUAAAAAGGAUUCAGGGGCUUUUAAUCUAGUUUCUAUAAAUCACCAACAUAAUUGAUUCAGGAAAAUGAUAUUGGCCAUCACUUCAAACUUACUUUGGAAGGAUCAAAGUGACCAGAAAGAACCUAGUCUGGUAUUAUCCUGAGCUUCAGAAUUGCAGAAUGCGGUAGAAACACUUCUUUGCAACUUAAGCAAAUGGAGUGGACCUGCCAAAUUUCUGGAAGGAGUAAAAGGACAGGUCUCUUUAGGCUUAUGAAUCUGCUUACUUGAGGGCUUGCUUUGUUUUGAAAAUUUAACAAAUAACUAUGAACCUUGUUUGGGCAAGGUAUUGUGUGCUAAGCACCACCAGGCAUAGAACCCUGAUUCAGAUUUUACAACCCUGCCCUGAGUAAAUCAUCUUAAAGCUGCGUGAGUCUAAAACCCUGCCUUGCUGCAGAACAAGUAAUUGCUUUAGUUGUUCCAUUCCAGUUUAAUUCCAUUCUAGCCUUCGGCCUGUACCAGAAACCGUUUUCUCUCACAGAUAAUGAGCUAAAGGGCAGGAAGGCGGAGGCAUGGAACCAGGUCUUCAUGAGCUCACCAUUCUUAGACCAAAGUGCAGAGUAAUAAGCAAGAUGUACAUCUGUGACUUCAAGGGGUAAACAUGUAUCCUCAUAGCAGCCUGUCAUAAGAGCUCGGGACACAAGCGAUAACUGUCUGACGCCACACAGAAAUAAUAGGUUAUGGCAGCCACUGUGCAGGACUCCUGUCCCUUACUGUGCAGGACUCCUGUCCCUUACUGUGCAGGACUCCUGUCCCUUACUGUACAGGACUCCUGUCCCUUACUGUGCAUCUGUAUGCUCUAGCCAAGUCCUGAUGCCAUCACGGUCACUGAUUUUUAACCCUUGGCAAGAAUUUUCAUUUUAAAAAAAAAGCAAUUCCCUCCAUCAGGCAAAUAAUUUAAAACCCAAUUUUUUUUCUUAAAUUUAUCAUCACAAGAUUCACUCUACUUUUUCUUCUAUACGAGAUAGAUAGAGAACCCAUGUUAUAACACUAAUUUUACAGUCUCACUCUCCUCGCAGACAAGUCAUAAGCCUAGAGGAUCCUCUAAGCACGUCCAUCAUCUUUAUUGCCUGACUGCGCCUUCACUAAGGGGCGGUGGGGGGGGUGGGAUAUGCCUGGGUCACUCCGAUAACAGAAGUCAUGAGUGAAAAUGUGACCUCUCUUGGCCAGAAGAAAGUCACUUGACAGUGUUUACUUCAUUAGUCUGAAUGCUACAGAAGACCAAAAAAAAAAAACAGCACAUGCACACAAACAAAACCCCAAACCACUAAAAACUGCUUAAACACUGAUUUGUUAAGCAGAGCAGAGAUGAAAUUUCUCUAGCAGAGAAAGAGUAAAAAGGUAAUGUGGGCCUUUUAAACCUUUAGUCCAUUUAGCCAGGCUUCAGUUGGGAUAAAUGGAAUAUCAAAAUCAUGCUAGUCUAGACGAACACUGCAUGGCUGUUUAAAAACCACUGAAUAGGAGGAACGUGUUAGAAGGAAAGAGAUUAAAAAACAGACAAUCAUUGACCCGCACCUAUUUUUCUAAUAAACUUCUAUCAAUCAUGUAAUUGCCUCAGUCUAAAAAUCUAAUAUACCUGGACCAUUACUACUACCAGCAAGUCUUAUUUAUUUUUUGCCUGCGUUUGUGCUUAAAGUUUUGUGAUGGGGCUGGGCUUCUCAAUGAACUCCAAGAAGGCAGAAAUGUUUGCUUUGGGUUCUGUGGAUUUUUUUAAACCUGUGUGCUAAUUCAACAAUGUUACAUUAAUUGUGUAAGGGUUUUUGUAUAGUUAUCAAACAUCUGUGGUGUAAUGAUCUUUGUUAAACAUGUAUUCUGUAAAGUGCCAUAGUCUUUUUUAUGUGUAGCAUAUUUAAAAAAUAUAUAUGUAUAUUAUACAUACACAAGUCUGUGUGAAAGAUGUGCAAUAACAAAGGUGUAUGUAUGUUUCGUUUUUUGGAAACUGGACAGGAGUCAGAACAGAGAUUGUUUCUGUUUUGGCAAAGGCGAGUUAAACAUUUUGCCUUCAUGGCCUAGUCUUUAACCCAUAACAAUUUUAAUGCUACACAAACCUAUGUGAAGAAAAGACUGGUAUGAAAUCAUUUUUUCCUGGGUCUAAAUUAAAAUAAUCACUAGAUUUAUGUGAAAGUUAAGCCAGCAAGACAGGCCCAGUUAAUGCUAGUCUUUCAUGUGAAAUGUGAAGCUGCCACGUUGCCUUUUCUGUUUGUGUGAUAACUAGUAGCUGGUACAUAAUCACUAAGGAGCUAUUUCUUAACAUGCUUUGAUAGACCACGUUAAUGCUAGACCACUAUUUAAGGGCUAAUCUCACACCGUCUUAGCCAUAAGGGUCUGCUUAGAACAGACCUCUCUGUGCAAUAACAUGUGGCCACUGGAAAUCCCUGGCCUGCGUUUGUAUUUGGGCAGCAAUGACUCCCAAGGGCCAAAAGAAAUAAAAGCACGACUGGGAUUUCUUCUGAGACUGUGGUGAAACUCCUUCCAAGACUGGGGGGUCAUGAGGUGCUUUGGAGGAACUCAGCACCAUUUGAUAUUCAACAGCCACUUGAGCCAAAUAUAAAAUUGUAUUACCGCUGAUGGACUCAAUUUGAGCCUUUGAAUUUCUGGUUAUCCUAUUAUAUUGUAAACUAAUACAUUAUUUGUCUAGCAUUGAUUAGGUUCCUGUGCAUAUGUAUUUUCACAACAUGCUCCCCUACCCUCCCCAGAUAUGAAUUAAAACCAGAUUUUGCAAACUCA
Balaenoptera acutorostrata (minke whale) is the source of this 5630-nucleotide messenger RNA. It is a transcript of the gene LHFPL2, whose product is annotated as LHFPL tetraspan subfamily member 2. The record is from RefSeq and is a predicted model, not a curated record. NCBI's taxonomy places the organism in Eukaryota, Metazoa, Chordata, Mammalia, Artiodactyla, Balaenopteridae. The transcript has 6 exons. The coding region runs from base 927 to 1613 and encodes 228 amino acids. Gene Ontology annotation, cellular component: membrane.